Miscanthus lutarioriparius is the source of this 459-nucleotide messenger RNA. NCBI's taxonomy places the organism in Eukaryota, Viridiplantae, Streptophyta, Magnoliopsida, Poales, Poaceae. The record is from the annotation of a GenBank genome assembly.
AUGGAGGAAGGCCGCGAGGGGAGCGAGAAGCAGGUGGAGGCGGCGAAGAAGCUGGCGAGGAGCGGCAGCAAGAACGCCGGGGCGAGGAGCCGGCCGACGCCCGUGCGCGGGCGCGGGCACGGCAGGAGGUGGUCUUCGUCGACGGACCUGGACUACAUCGAGACGGCGCCAGCGGUGAUGCCCACGCCCACGGCGGGCGGUGCCGCCGCCGGAGCCGUGGUGCUCGGCAGGAGCUACUCCACCACCGCCGCGAUUGCGGUCGCCGUCGACGGCGGCAUGAAGCAGCAGGAGCGGCAGCAGGCAGCGCCGGAGGGCGAGGGGGAGGGGGAGCAGUGUCCGAGGAGGCGCUGUGGCGCCGGCGCGCGCCUGUCCCGGAAGAUCAAGGAGCACCGGGCGCGGUUCUACAUCAUCCGCCGCUGCGUCGCCAUGCUCGUCUGCUGGCGCGACGCCGACGACUAG